AGGGCGCUCUGGGGGCGGCUCUGCCGCAGUCCCGACUCCCGCCGCUUCCUCCCGCCGCCCCUCCCCGCCGGCCCGGGCGAACGCGGUCUGGCCCUAGGGACCGAGUCUCGGCGCCGCCGGAGACCGGGCGCGGGCCGCGCCGCAGUCGGAGCGGGGCCGGGGCCCACCGCGGCCUCCUCCUUCCGCCGGCCCCGCCGCCGGCCAUGCAUUCUUCCGGCUCCUCUGGCUCCCGCAGCCGGGGUCGGGGCCCAGCCAGCCCGAGGCUGCCGCGAGGGGAAUAGGGCGCCCGUGCGGCCGCUCGCGCCGCGCCUUGGGCCGCCUCGGCCGCCGCCUCGUCCAUGACCGCGACCCCUCGGCGGGGGACACCCGCCCCCGCGCUCCGCCGCCUGCAGUCCGCGCCCGCCGAGAAAGACAAGACCGACUCCAGAGGGAGAAUGGCUGUGACUUUGGAAGAAGCUCCUUGGCUGGGCUGGAUCUUGUUGAAAGCACUGAUGAGAUUUGCCUUCAUGGUCGCCAACAACCUGGUUGCUAUUCCAUCCUACAUCUGCUAUGUAAUUAUACUUCAGCCCCUUCGAGUGCUGGACAGUAAGCGGUUCUGGUAUAUUGAAGGAAUCAUGUAUAAAUGGCUUUUAGGAAUGGUGGCUUCCUGGGGAUGGUAUGCAGGGUACACAGUGAUGGAAUGGGGGGAAGAUAUUAAAGCAAUUUCAAAAGAUGAAGCAGUGAUGUUGGUGAAUCAUCAGGCCACAGGGGAUGUGUGCACACUCAUGAUGUGCCUCCAGGACAAAGGACUGGUUGUUGCUCAGAUGAUGUGGUUGAUGGAUCAUAUUUUUAAGUACACAAACUUUGGAAUUGUUUCUCUAAUUCAUGGAGACUUCUUUAUAAGACAGGGAAGAUCUUAUCGUGACCAACAGCUGGUGCUUCUCAAGAAGCACUUAGAAAAUUAUUACAGAAGCAGAGAUCGAAAAUGGAUUGUUUUGUUUCCAGAAGGGGGCUUCCUCAGGAAGAGGCGAGAAACAAGUCAGGCAUUUGCCAAGAAAAAUAACUUGCCAUUUCUUACACAUGUCACUCUGCCAAGGUGUGGGGCGACAAAAGUUAUUUUGAGUGCACUUGUAGCACGACAGGAAAAUGGAAGUCCUGCAGGAGGAGAUGCUAAAGAAUUAGGCAGGAAAUCAGAAGGCCUCCAGUGGAUAAUAGAUACAACUAUAGCCUAUCCUAAAGCUGAACCUAUAGAUAUUCAAACCUGGAUUCUUGGAUACAGGAAACCAACAGUCACACAUGUACAUUACAGGAUCUUUCCAGUUAAAGAUGUACCCCUGGAAACUGAUGACCUCACCAAUUGGCUGUAUCAACGGUUCAUUGAGAAAGAGGACCUCUUGUCACAUUUUUAUGAAACAGGAGCUUUUCCAACUUCCAAGGUCCACAAGGAAACUGUUUCCAGGGAGAUGACCCUCAGCAACGUGUGGUUAUUUCUUAUACAGUCUUUUGCAUUUUUGUCAGGCUACAUGUGGUACAGCAUUAUUCAGUAUUUUUACCAUUGCCUGUUUUAGGAAUUGACUUGGAUUUGUCAAGGUCACCAUAGGAGUUCAGACUUUGUUUCAUAAGUGUGCAUUAUUUUACAUGUGCAAAUCAAAAUAUGUUAAAAAAAAAAAAAAGGAAAGAAUUCAUAGAUGGAUUAAUAUUUAUCCCCCUUUGGGAUAUUUUAAAAACUCUACUAAAAUGAGGCUUAGUAAUAUAAUGACCUGCUAAUAUAUUUUAAGAACUGUUUAUGUUUUAAAAAGAUACACUCUACUGCACAUUUACGCAAACAUCACAUUUGGAGAAGAGGAAAUCAUAAAAUCAUCCUAGAAGACCAUCUGAGAGAAAUUCUGUUGCCACCAGAUGUACUUGGUAAUUUAGUUCAAGCUCAGAAAGUCGUAUUAGUCCCUCUAGGCAGUAGUCUAUAUUGGGGCAGUGCUGUGGAACGCCCUCACUUCUACCAGCCCACACUGUGCGACUAGAAACCUUGAGGGGAGCUGGUUAGCACCUUCUGAAGAACCAUUUCCAUCAUUUACGGUAACAAACUCCAGUCCUCAACAACUAACAGAGGUACAUUUUUGGCAUUCUCUGUGGGGAAAAAGCAGUGUCCACUGAACCCAUUCUGGUACUAGAAUGUGUUCUUCACAAAGGUAGCUCAGUCCCACGUUUUGUUUACAUGCACUAGUGCUUUCCUUCCCUUACCUGAGUUCUCAUUGCAUAUAGAAAGCAUAUCAUAGGUUGACAAUUGUAUUUGACAAAAUGCACUUUUAUCAGAGGCAAAUAGAGCAAAGGAUUCGUGGUAGAGCUGAACACAAAUGUAAGCAUAUCAAGGAGAGGCUCUCUUGUCUUGCUUUGGCGUUCACUGGCCUGCUGCUGUUCUCCAGCACUGCCCUGCGGGGGGCACCCUCUGGCAUCAUGCCUCUCUAGCCUAGAGGCUUGUAUGAAUUUUUUUCAUUUUGACAUUCACUCUAAAGGAUGGUCAAAACAAAUUAACACAGGGUGAUCAGAGAGUUCAUGUGCAAUUUAAAUAUGCCUACCCUGUAUAAAACAUUUAAAUGAUCAAUUCAGGGGGAAAUAGACUAGCUUAUGAGAAAAGUGGGAGCUAGUGGCUGACAAUGGUGAUAAGUUCUCACAUGGCACCCCCGAGAACCCGUGCAGACAGUAAUCUAUUCUGUCAUCACAUUGGGGAGCUCUCCCUCACGAGGUAAGUGUAGCCAGGAGAGAAACCAGUACAAAAGGCUUCCCAAUCUCUUUAAAUUUCUUUUGAAGAGGAUAAAGUCAAGUUUCUAUCUCUAGGAAACCUUUUUUAAAAUUUGUCACUAUGUUCUCUUAUUCUUUGUCACUGUAUUCUCUUUCAAAAAGUGCUGGUACUAUGUCACUGUUGAGGUGGAGUAUGACUUUUGGUUUGUGAUUGUAAGACUGUUAGGAUCCUAGCAAGUCAGUGGUAGUUUUCUGUAGUAUGAGCAUUGUAGAGUCCCCUGUUGUCACUAAUCACACAGAUAACGAUUCCGAGAAGUAGGCUAUCAAAAAAUAACAGCUAAUGUUUUCUCUUUUUAAAUAAACCAAAAAAAAAAAAAACUGAAAAGAUGUGAAUUUUCCCCCAGUUAUGUGGGAAACAUAAAGCAACACCAAAUAAAAGCCCACAGCAGCUUCAUCUUUAGAAUAACUCAGUGCAUAGGUGAAAGAGAAAGAUGCGUUAACUGAAAUACCUCAUUGAAUGUUAUCCUACUACUGGUAAAAUGCAGAAGACAGUGUUAAUGUGUUUGGCAAUGGUUGUUAUAAGGCAGUUUUCUUGAAAUCUUAAGUAUUUCGUUGUGUCUUAUACUGACAGUGAAUUAGUGAAAUCAAUCUCAAUUUAAAGGUACGGAUGAAGGUAGGAAGCCACAUGGAGGCUUUUGUUCGAGGCCAAGCAAAUACUGCUGAACUACAAGAUGAUUUAAGAGAUCAGUCAGCCAUCUGGGGGAGAAGUUGCUCACUGUCAGAGAGAGCAUGCCCAGUGUUAGCUAAUAGACCCUUUUUACUCGUUGCUACAGCAAGGGUAGAGUAGCCAGUUCUCCUAUCCAAAAAAAAUGGGUACAUAAAUAUGGCUUAGGGCCACUUUUAACAUCAUUGUGCUUCAAAGGAACAUGACAUUUUUAAGUGUACUGUACAUGUUAAACUGUCCUGUAAGAUGCUCUACUUUUUAAGUGCAGUCUCAUUUCCGCAGUCUCCAGGGUGACAAAUACCAAUAGAUGUGUGAAUUAAUUUUGGAUGUGUAUUGUAAAUAGAUGUGUAUUUGCCCUGCCCUCUCCCUCAGUAUCAACAUGUUCUCUUUCUUCUGUUUGCAAAAUACAUUUGUUUGAGAGCAUCAGUAACGCUCUCCUUAUCGGUAACUGGAGUUCUGCUUGCACUAGAGAAUGUAAAGAGAGAAUCGUGUUCUUACAUGGCAGUCUGGGGAAGCAGCAAUAUGCCACUGUAUAGAACUGAAUAAAAAUUCCUAAUUUGUACUUUCUUUGUGAAGUGAGAUGAAGGGAGGUUUAAAGGAUAUAUAUUUUGUCAAGGGGAAAGAAAAUAAAACUGUGCCAGUUUUAUACCAGUAGCUGGUAGAAUCUGAGCACUUCUUGUUCUUGACUAAACUACCUAGCUAGUUUCCCAAGCAGACAGAUUUGAGAACCCAUUGCUGGAAUCCUGGUAUCAACAAGUCACAGUGAUGGAGCAUCUGUUUGGCUACAGGCAAGUUCAGCAGCUACAGAUGUGACCACGCCAACAGUUCACUGUUAACUACAGAAACAAUUAUUUGUAUUGCAAUAUACGUAUAUUGUAGAGAAACCUAUAAGCAAUGGAAGGUAAAGAAAAAUUACAGAAUGGAAAAGGAUAUUUGGAUGGGCAAACAAAUUAGUUGAGAGUUGAAAUAGUAGGUUUUUUAAAAGAUAGCUAUGAGUUCAGAUCUGUCAUAUUUUUAGUUUGUAAUAUUACAACCAAUCCUUAAUUUUCCACAGUAAACUGAGUAGGCGUUACUGGAUAAAUAAGAAAUUAAUAACUGGAUAAUUAAUCCAGUAAUGAGUGAUAGGUAAGCCACAAAUCUAUUUUUAUUUAGGAGUGUCAAUUUGUAUUCUCAUCGAACCUUCUCUUUCUCAUAGGGAUGCUUACUAAUUGAAAAAAUUAUUUGAGUUGUUUAUUAGUUUUCUUUUGCAUAUAUGACUGUGUUAUUGAGUAGUGAAACUAUACAGAAAGACAGGCAGCAAUCCAGAAGAGGAAAUACAGAAGCCUGAAAAAUCCAUGGGGUAGAAAAGGCAUCCCUGAACAGUUAAGAGUCGGCGGUAUUGAAAUUGUUCUCAAGCCUUUUUAUAAAAAUGAGAUCCGAAAUCACCAAAUGUAAACCUCUGAACAUCAUCCUAGCGUUGGUAUCUUUUGGAUUGAUGUUAAGAAUGCCUCUCAUUCUUUGCUAAUGUUGCUCAUUUCUCGUGGAUUUGUCUUAGUAAUGUUUUUUGACAAUCACUUCCCUAAAGACUUCUACAAUAGUUGGACCUGGUUCUAAUAAUAGAAAGUAAGUCUUUAAUCAUGGAUAGUCUUCUUGGGUUCUUGUUAUAUUUAAAAAGAAAAUGUUUUAUUUGCACUACUGAGUAGGAAGAGUUCAUUGUUUUCUUUGUUCUUUUCUUUGAAAUCACGGUAUAGGACUUCACUACAGAGCGAAGUGCUAUUAUGAGCAUGUUCAGCUCUGGUCCACAAACGAAGGAUAAAAAUGGUUUGUUGUAUUUAUUUGCCCUGCAGUGCCGUGAGCCAGCCUUACAUCAGUUAACGUGAAAGGCGAAAUCAAAAGCAGCACCGUCAAACAGGAGGCAUAGAAACUAAUAUGUUUGGGACCAAAACCACCUAAGUUGAAAAUUUCUAGAUCACAGAUGGGCCAGAUACUCUCUGGAGCAGUCAUUGGUUGGUGCCUUAGUGUAAUUAUUCUGCACCAAUCCCCAACAAUUAGGAAAUGGACCCUGGGAAUAAGCUGAGGGUGCUAGACUUUGCAGGAGGGUGACAGUAGCCAUAUGGAAGAUAAAAUAUGGAUUUUUCUGCAAAAUUUCCAUCUGAAGAUUUUUACAUUUAAUAUUUUUUUAAGACAGUUUAAAGAGCAAAAAUUUUUUUAAGUGUAUCUAGCUGCAGAGUAUGCACACAUAUCUUGAAUGGCUUUAUUUUUAUUGUAUAAACUGUUGAACACAUGACUGAUGCACAAAUUCUUUACGUGUAAGGAGUCUAUGCAUUUUACAGUGAUUUAUUUUAUGAUUGGGUAAUGAGACAGUUAUACAUUCAACUGCCAUUAUUUUUAAGUGCUUUCAUUUAUUUUACAGUUAUUACAAGAUCGUGUUUAUUUUCUACAGAUAGAUUUUUGUUUUUCUGAUGCCGUAAUGUUUACUUCAGCUUGUUGACCUUUCUUUGUGUAUCUGCAUGUUGUAACGUGUGAUGAGAAUGAAUGUAAAGGCUGUGGCAACCAUAAUUAAUUUUUGUAAAGGGCUGGUCACAUGUGGAUCUGGUGUACGAAUGCAUUUGAGAUGAUUUUAAUAACCAGAUCACCUUUUCAGAAAUUUAGAUGUGAACACCAAAAGAAGCAUUUUCUCAACAAAAAUUAAUAGCUGGUUCUAUUUUUUUUUAACCUAGAAAAAAAUAAAGUUGAUUUUUUU
Messenger RNA from Nycticebus coucang (slow loris), 6161 nucleotides. It is a transcript of the gene LPGAT1, whose product is annotated as lysophosphatidylglycerol acyltransferase 1. Gene Ontology annotation, molecular function: acyltransferase activity. The record is from RefSeq and is a predicted model, not a curated record. NCBI's taxonomy places the organism in Eukaryota, Metazoa, Chordata, Mammalia, Primates, Lorisidae. The coding region runs from base 339 to 1547 and encodes 402 amino acids. The transcript has 9 exons. Gene Ontology annotation, cellular component: endomembrane system.